AUGACUCUCACAACUCCACGAGAGGUUCACCAUCAAGUGUCGUCUCCCACUAGACAACGAGUCACACUUUCUUGUGACAACACAAUCACUCUGCAUUCGGCAACGAACCCUCGACGCCCAUACAUUAAGCGUUGCAUAAGACACGUCAACUGCAUCGACCACGUCGCAUGCUUAACUCGUGGCUCGCUCAUGUCCAAGUCAAGACAUAGCGAUCCAAUAUGCCAUUGGUUUACCUACACUUAUGCCGGUCAUUCUUUUAGCGUCCACGAUAGCCUACAUCCUCAAGCUAUACACGCAAGCUGUCAUACUUACAUGUCGCCCAAGCCUUGGCGACAUAUGGCUGAACCCAAGCCAAGUUCAUCGAGUAUUGUCAAAUGCCUCGCUAGCCGAUGGCAUAGUGAAUGUCAUACGUUGACCUCACUCUUAAAGAUCCUACUCGUCAUCGAAGACUUAUUGAAAGAUUAA
Molecule: messenger RNA, 465 nt
Organism: Prunus armeniaca (apricot)
Lineage: Eukaryota; Viridiplantae; Streptophyta; Magnoliopsida; Rosales; Rosaceae
Source: the annotation of a GenBank genome assembly